UCGUCUCCCUCUGUGCACUCGGGCGCCAGAGCAGGUGCGCCUGAGCCGAACCAAGCCGAGGUGAGGCAGCGCGAAGAGCUCGGGUGUUUCCGUCACGGCUCGGCAGUGAACCGCUGUGGAUGUGGGAAUGCGGUUGCCGGAGGCAGUGGGCAUUGCUGGACACUCGGCGGAGAUGUACGCACGGGAACAGGAGGUCUCAGCGGCUGUCUGUCGUCCAAGUUAACAGGGCUGUUUUGGGGGAUGUUGGUGGGAGCACCGGACGGUUGGGUGUCGCUCGGAGCAGGGCAGCUGGGUGUGUUUUUUUUUUACCCCAUUGUAGAGGGGAAUUUUCUACCUUGAAGGUGGAGAAGGAGGAGGGGGGACGUAAUGAGAGAGAAGCCAGGAAGGAUUCCCCAGCACCAUGGAGCCACGCAUUGCAGGCAGCUGUGAAAGGUGACAGUGAAACGAAAUGCAAAGCAUCUGACCCUCAACUGUAAACCUUUACCUGGUGCUGCUGCACAAAGGUGCGACAAUACGCAACAGCAUCAAGAUCUACAAAUGUCCCACAAUUGUGGAGUUUGUGAAACCAACAGCAGCAUCAUGUUCUACGGUUCUUCGUCUGGGGCCAGUUUGUCCCUCCCAUCCAAGAGCCGCCUGAAACGCCAGAGCAGGACCUUUACACAGGUCCUGUACCGCACUCUGAGUUACAGAGACCGUGUCCCAGCAGAAACUGGAACAAACACCCGUGGGGAUCGACGCUCGGCGACUGAACCCCCAGAGCGACCGGCAGACGACCCAGCAGAACUCUCCACCCAGAGCUCGGCCCCCGGGGUGCUGAAGAUUUUUGGAGAUGAAAUCUGUGCCGGUGCCAACUACAAGAGCGUCCUGGCUACGCCACGCUCCAGUGCGCAGGAACUGGUCAAAGAGGCGCUCGAGCGUUACUCCCUCAACAAGGAUGCUGCUCACUCUUAUGUCCUGUGUGAUGUGAUCGGACGUUUGGAGGGGGGAGGUGGGAUUGGAGGAGGCGGGUGGCGAACUGAGUGCCUGCGUGCUCUGGGGGACAAUGAAAAGCCGCUUUUGCUCCAAGAACUGUGGAAGCCCCGAGAAGGACACGCUCGCAGAUUUGAGCUGCGCAAGAGAGCAGAGGUGGAGGAACUCAACGCCAAGGAGAAGGAUACCAUCACUGCCGAUAUUAAUGCCCAGGCUCGUAAGCUCCAGAGGAACAGGGCGAAGGGGACGCUGACCCUGCCCCGGUCCAGCAACUCAUCCUUCUGCCGCAGCCUCAGUGAGACCAGCCUCAACCAGCUGGGAGUAGGAGACGAGCCCAAGCGUUAUUACUCCACCCUGCCAGGGCCCUUUAGGGGCCGGGAACGUGAGGCAGCCUCCAGUGGACGUAGGAAAGAAGAGGGGAGUCAGGGGGGAGGAGGGGUGAGGCACUCUCUGUACCAGUCCCCGCACCUCCUGCUGCUUCAGGGAUACAAUCGGCAGGACUGCCUGGUGUAUCUGCUGAACAGAGAGCAGCACACGGUUGGUCAGGAGACUCCAUCAGCUCGCCCCAACAUCUGCCUGUUUUCUCCUGACAUCCUGCCCCUCCACUGCCGCUUACGCCGGGUCCCCGCACCACGUCGCCACGUCAACAACAACAACAAAGGAGAAGAUCUGGCAGAGAGUCAGCGUUUCUGUGUUGCCGUUGAGCCCGUACUCCACGCCACAGUUCUGGUGAACUUCUCCCGCUGCGAGCGCUCCACCACGCUGCGACACGGUGACCUCCUCUCUUUCGGAGCGCAUUACAUCUUCCUGUACAAGGACCCCACGGGUGCUAAGCCUCUGCCGGCUCAGACCUUGGCACGCCUUCGCACCCUGGGGCAGCUUUAUGAUGCAGGGGUGGAGGAGGGAGAGGGCGGGGCUCAGACUUGUAAGAUGUGCGGCUCUGUGCUGAAGGACAGAGCAGCACAGGUGUCGAGCGCUCCAGCAGUUAGACGCAGCUUCAAACCUCACCUGGUGAAACCUCGCAGCGGGGGGACAGCAGUGGGAGGGCCGCUUAAUAUAUCAGGGGGGGAAGGAGGAGGAGGAGGAAGAGGAGGAGGUCAGAAAAGGAGGCUACAGCUGGAGUUUGACCAGGCUCAUGAAGACCAGCUUUUGAACAGGAUCGUGUCCCUCAUAGAACCUGGAGGAGAUGACCAUAAAUUGACGCCGGCCUACUUGCUGUGUCUGUGCAUACAACACUCUGCCUCUACUUUCCCACCUGGGAGCUUCGGAAAACUGCUGCUCAAGAUCGUCCGGCGAAUCCAGACCAUCGCAUGGGAGAAGACAAAGGAGCUGGCUCAGAAGCAAGCUCAGCAUCAGGACCCAGCCUCCCUGUCUCUGCUUAGUAUCUCAGACUUGGUCCCAGACCUGCAGACCAUCUUCUUCUGGAUGUCCAACUCCAUCGAGAUCCUUUAUUUUAUACAGCAAAGAGCACCAGCGUACACACACAGCAUAGAGAUACUGCAAGGGUCAAAGGAGUCGUUGCUAUCGGCGACCAUAUCAGCCAAUGACGAGGCAAUGACUAUCUUGGAGGAAGUGAUCAUGUACACUUUCCAGCAAUGUGUCUACUAUAUCACCAAGGCUCUUUAUGUAGUGUUACCAGGUUUGUUAGACUGUAAUCCAUUCCCAGGCGACAGCUCUGAGCCCUGCUGGAAAGGAGGUGUAGGAUUUCCUGAACCUGUACGCAGGGUCCUGCAGGUGUUUCAGAACGCCCAGGAGCUUUUGCAGGGCUACCAGGUCCACCCGGAGAUUCAGGCUCAGAUGUUUGCUUACCUCUUCUUCUUCUCCAAUGUGUCACUGUUUAACCAGCUAAUGGACAAAGGUCCAUCUCGGGGUUGGUUCCAGCGUUCUAAGGUGUUGCAGAUUCAGGCGUGUUUGCGGAUGGUUAUGGAGUGGGCGAGUAGGUCCGGUCUCGGACAUCUGGCGGACAAAUUCUUCACCAAGCUCAACAGCACUGUGUCUAUACUGGCUACACCCCCACCACAGCUCACACAGUUGAGUUGGCGAGCAUUGUCCAGUGAGCACCCGACCCUGAAACCAGUCCAGCUGCACAGGAUUCUCACCCAGUACCAGCUCACAGUGGAGGUUGGCCCUGUCCCAAUAUGGCAACCAAGCAGUGAGGAUGAGGCAUAUAUAUACAGAACAGUGGACCUCCUGGAGAGUUUUGAGAACCAUCCUCCCAUCGUGCUGCCCAGCGCUGGCUUCAGAGUCGACCUGGACAGCGAGUGUGUAGAAGACAGCAUCUACAGACAGUUGCUCUAUGUCCGCCACUACCUCUGGGGGCUACGCACCAAGACGCAAACACACACCAACACUCCCAGUGUACACACACACUCCAACGGUACCAACACAGCUGACUGGCCGGACAUUCAGAGGGAGUUGUUGCCUCCGGCUCACAGCAGUCCCCGUUCUGGGGGUCCCGGGGACGAGAUGACGGCAGAGACGGGAGAGGAGAGAGGACGGGACAGACCCUCAGGCCAAUCACACACACACAGCCUCAGAAGGAACGGCACCAUCCACCACCCACGAACAGCAAAUCCAGACCCGUCCUGCCUCUUGACCCCUCCCAAUACCCCGCUGUACCCAGAAGGAGGAGGAGGGCCUGGGCAGAUCAUAGGCCCUAACACCCAGACGAACGGCUGCGCCGGCAGAACUGUGGCAGAAUGCAAAAAGACAAAUGGACUAAUCACCAAUGGACUGGAGGGGUGUAUUAGUGGGUGUGAGUUUCCUUUCCCUGUAUCCUCCCCUGGCGCCCCUCCCCUUCCUGAUGACUUGUGUGUGGUGUUUGUAGUGGAACUGGACAAAGGACCCUACGGACUGGGCAUGGGACUCAUAGAUGGCCUGCACACCCCUCUCAACGCUCCAGGCAUUUACAUCCGGACUCUGAUCCCCGACGGGCCGGCCGCCUCUGACGGCAGACUGAGGAUCGGAGACCGUAUCCUGGCUGUGAACGGGACCAGUCUGAUAGGAGCGGACUACCAGAGCGCGGUGGAUCUGAUUCGUCUGGGAGGAGGUCGGCUACGUUUCCUGGUAGCCAAGUCCGACCCAGAGGUCUCAGAGAAGAUCAGUGCCUCAUCCUGUUGACCGUGUCCGAGCGCCGCUGCCCCGCUAAUAAACACACUCUACACGGGGACACGAGAGGGAGGACAGCGCGUGACAACAAGGGAUACAGAUGUGUGCACUGACGAACAGGGUACACACAAACACACACCCCAUGCGUACAUUCGCCGCAUGAAAUAUGAAUGUGAAACCUAGCGUUAGCACAGCACAAAGCCAAGCAAUCAAACUGGAGAUAACGCUCCACGACUCCACUCCACAGCUGCCAGACCCGCUUCCCUAACAGCGACUCCUACCAGGUCUGUGUGACAGACAGAAUCCAUAACCCACUGCGACAUCAAAGGAGUACGCUGGGAGGAAAGUCGCCUAAUUAAUCAGCGCUUGAGGUGGGCGAGGUCUAACCAGCCAGUAUGCAGUCUGAGGGGGUUUUAAAGCACAGUAGAUUGUUGGGUUUUAAUUUCUCAUCAGUCAGCCCUCGGAGCAUGUGUGCACAUUUUGACUUUUUUCCACCCGUAUUUUAGAAUAAUUUGUAUGGGUAAUUCAGACAUUAAGUAGCAUGGUAAAAGAGCUACUCAGCUCUCAGACAAAGUGACUCUGAAACAGUUGGACACAAACUGAAAAUGUAUUUUACAUUUCUAAAAGCAUUUGCAAACAAACAAGUCAACACAGCCUCUCUGAGCCAUGGAUGUUUUACAUAGUGCUUUUAGAGCGGAAUGUUUUAUAAACCUGUUUGUUAGCAACUCCCAAAGCACUAUCAAAAACUAAACAAAUUGUGUAUUAAUGUUGACUUUUGUACUGGAGAGUGUGAGGGGGGGGGGGGAGGCAGAGGAAGCAAGGACGUCAAGACAUACAACCCAGCUCUCCGUUCUCUCAUUUAACCUGAACUUUACCUCCACUGGAGAAAAAAAAAGAAAAAAAAGACGCACUGUCUAAGAUUGACAUGCGCAGGGGUUGUGCAGCUGUUGUUGGGACAUUUUUUAUUAAGUAUCUGAUCAUCAUGCUUCACUUCAGAGCUUCUGAUGUACAACCCAGGUGUGUACAAUCACUUUUGUUGUGAAUAUGUUCUGUAUGUAUCUGGAUUGAGGGUGUAAAUAGUUUUUUUUUGUAAAUAUUUAACACUUGGUCACAUAUUGUUUGGACAUUUAAAAGAGAAACUGCAUUUGGAAGACGUCUCUUUUUUUUUUUUUCUUGAAAUACACUGUAUACUGGUCAGUAAACACUAAAAAGCUAUACUGAUGGAAAAAAAGAAAGCAUUUUCUGGAAUGAAAUGCAAGAAAAUAUUUAUUAGUUGUGUAGUUUUAAGUUAUCAUUUUAUUUAAAAACCCCAUUUUACCUUUCUCACAGCGGGUCAUUAGGUCCAGCUGGAACAUUGUCUCAACAGGUCACCUUUGAAGAAGUUCUCAAUGAAUAUCCCAGGUCACUGCUUAGUCAGUUCUACAUUCGUCCCUCUCUCCUGACCUCAGCCCCUCUGGGACGCCCCAGACAAGUGGUUCUCAAAGGACCACCUUGAGGACAGGCCAAAUUUUUACAUCUUUCUACAUUUAUUGUGCAUUUUUAAUAUCAUUUACCACGUUAAAGCUAGGGUAGGCAAUUUAUUUUAGAAACAUUUUUGUUGUUAUUUGUUGAAAUUCUCUUUACAUUCCAACAGCAAUCAAUAAAUCAAAUGCUGACCAAAAAGAAAAAACUCUGGUAUCUGCGGCCUCACAGGCCCGUAAAAACCCCGUCCAAUCAUUUCAUUCGGCUCACAUGAAAUGAUCAGAUGGCCUACUUGCCUACCUAUCUACCUACCUGCAUGCAUAUGUGCACUCUCCCUCACUGUCCACCUCCUAAACCUCCUCUGUCACCAGACCCACAGCUCUGAACCAAGUCCCAGAGCGACGAGCAGCACCAGGGUGUAGAAACGGGUCAGUAUCUGACCUGAAGCCGCAGUGAAGCAUAAAAAUCUAUCACUGCUUUUCACUUCUGAGAGCCGAGUUCACCUCCAUUGAAAGUCUCUCUCUCUCCGGCGUUGUUGAUAAGAUUAUAGGAGGUUCCGAUACGUUAGUUUUAUUCUGCUUUGCGUUGAUAUUUCUGUCUUUCUCUUCCUCUCCUUCUGCAAUUUUUGCAGUCCCGUCACUUCCUAUCUGUCGGUAUCCCGCUAGUCGCCUGGCCUCCAAACUGUGAGUGAGUGCAGUAUUAAUCGCUGUUGCGUUGCGCGCGCGUAUGAAAAACGUGCAUAUGCCCGUGCUCGUCUGGUGGGAGGGGCUUAGGACAGAGAGGGGUCUUUCCCAGAAAACUGCCUACCCCAGCUUUAAAUUGAUGUGACAUUUACAUUACUUAUGUUUUACAUAUUUAGGUUUUCAAAUAUAUUAAAACAGAGGAAGUAAAAAAAAAAAAUUAAUUUCACUGUAUUAAAAAUGUGUAAUAUGCAGUAACACCUCAGUUAAUGACAAUGCAGUUGCUGGUCGUCAUAGUAACGCAACACACCUUGUGGCUCACAAGUUUUUUCAGGUGUUCAGCAGAAAGGAGCGGAUCCGUGACUGAAAAUGUUUUUAUGAAGCGCCGUGGUGUCAAAGUUUGGGAGCCACUGCGACUUUAAUGCCACGUUCACGUCACGUUGGGACGGACGGUAGCGAUGGGAAAGAUUCCUGUGUUCACAUCAUCAAGAAGGUUGUAUAAUUAUAGAGUUGUUCAUGUGAAGAUUAAAAUACUGUGCAUUGACAAUAUAACACCAUAUUGAUUAAAUGUGGGUUUUAAUACAUUGAACAACAAUCUUUGGCUGAUAUGAGGUGUCCACAGUUGUUUGGCUUUCAGGCACUUCCACAUUAUUUAGUGCCAUGUGAGAUCUAAUCAGAGUUUCCCAGUCAUAACUAGAACUUGGAUGCUCGUAAUUACGGUACACAGCGUAAACCCUCCUGUAGGAAGGCUUUUUAGGACGUUUUUAAUCCUGACUAGAAGUGCCACUAAUUUUUAUUUUCAUUAAUGAUUCAUUUGUUAAAUAUUCUUCCACUUAAUUAUUUGCUUAGAGUGUCAAAUGUCAGAAAACAGAACAUUUCCCAGGGCUUGUUUUGUUUAACCAAGAGACCAAAACCCAAAGAGAUUCAAUGUACAAAUGGUAUAAACAAAGAGAAAAGUGGGAAAAUCUUCACAUUUGGGAAAGCGGAACCAGCGAAAAUGCAUACUUGACUAAUUGAUUAAUGGUUUGUAAUCUUUUCAGCACUAAUGUUGACACUUGUUUCUGUUGUUUAUUGUUGCACUGUUUUGUUUGUUCUUAUUCUUAUUCAAACACUGGUCAAAAUUUCAGUCUGAGCACUGUUUCUUCUUUUCCAUCAGUUUUGUUUUACUCUCAACUUUUGAUUCUGUUCAUCACUUUGCAGUAAAAAAAAAAAAAAAAAAAUCUGUUUGUAUGAAAUCGAUGCUAUUUCUCUCAUGCAUGUCAUUGUCAUUAUUUAUACUGUUAAGGACGAUGGUACUUAAGAAUAAAGAUUGUUGGAUAAUUGCA
Molecule: messenger RNA, 7543 nt
Organism: Thunnus maccoyii (southern bluefin tuna)
Lineage: Eukaryota; Metazoa; Chordata; Actinopteri; Scombriformes; Scombridae
Gene: radil
Product: Ras association and DIL domains
Exons: 22
Coding region: 538-4089 (1183 amino acids)
Biological process (GO): neural crest cell migration; substrate adhesion-dependent cell spreading; signal transduction
Cellular component (GO): microtubule
Molecular function (GO): GTPase binding
Source: RefSeq, a predicted model, not a curated record